This is a messenger RNA of Ilex paraguariensis (yerba mate), 1073 nucleotides long. The record is from the annotation of a GenBank genome assembly. NCBI's taxonomy places the organism in Eukaryota, Viridiplantae, Streptophyta, Magnoliopsida, Aquifoliales, Aquifoliaceae.
AUGGCAAAGAGCAAGGUUCUAAUAGUGGGGGGCACAGGGUUUAUUGGUAGGAGGAUAGUUAAGGCCAGCCUAGCCCAGGGACACCCAACCUCUGUCCUCCAGAGGCCAGAGAUCGGCCUGGACAUUGACAAGCUGCAGUUGCUGCUCUCGUUCAAGAAGCAAGGUGCUCGACUCAUCGAGGGCUCGUUUUCCAAUCACCAGAGUCUCGUGAAUGCGGUGAAACAAGUGGACGUGGUCAUCUGCACCAUGUCCGGCGUGCAUCACCGGGGUCUCAACAUUCUCAUGCAACUUAAGCUGGUUGAGGCCAUCAAAGAAGCCGGAAACAUUAAGCGUUUCUUGCCGUCAGAGUUCGGUAUGGACCCAGCAAGAAUGGGGAAUGCACUUGAACCAGGAAAUGAGCCAUUUGAAGAGAAAAUGAAAGUAAGGAAAGCCAUUGAAGAUGCUAAGAUCCCUUUCACUUAUGUCUCUGCCAACUGCUUUGCAGCUUUCUUUGCUGGUAACCUUGCUCAAUUUGGUUCACUAGUCCCUCCAAGAGAUAAAGUACGCUUGUGGGGAGACGGCAAUGUCAAAGUGAUCAAUUUGGACGAAGACGACGUUGCUACAUACACGAUUAAGAGCAUAGAUGACCCUCGUACAUUGAACAAAACCUUGUACUUUCAGCCACCAGAGAACAUCCUCUCCCAAAUGGAGAUGAUUGAAAUGUGGGAGAAGCUUAUAGGGAAGAAACUUGAAAAGGUUAGCAUCUCUGCAGAAGAUUUCCUUGCUUCCAUGAAAGGAUUGGAGCAUGGAAAUAAAGCAGCAGCUGGGCAUUACUACCACAUAUUUUAUGAAGGUUGUCUGACAAACUUUGAAAUAGGGGAAGAAGGAGAAGAAGCUUCAGAGCUCUAUCCGGAGGUUAAUUACAUCCGCAUGGAUGCAUACCUGGAACGUUAUCUUUAAAGCUCUGUUUGGGAGGGGAAUAGGAAAAAUGCUUUAAAAAGGAAGCCGUAAUUAAGAAUUUCAAAUAAUUUCUUUCCUGGUCCAAACAGAGCAUAAAUCUUACGUUUAUGGCUUCAUUCGGGUCUGGAUAAGUG